This is a messenger RNA of Racocetra fulgida, 252 nucleotides long. The record is from the annotation of a GenBank genome assembly. NCBI's taxonomy places the organism in Eukaryota, Fungi, Glomeromycota, Glomeromycetes, Diversisporales, Gigasporaceae.
AUGCGGCCAUGGAACAAUUUCAAUGGAUAUUAAAAGGUCCAAGGUCCACAUCUCGCAGUGGUAUAGUCGCACGUCGAGAUAGUAAUGUAUCAAUGGGUUCAAGAUCAUCAACUGAUUCUAAUGCAUCGGUGCAUAAUAAUCCGGAUAAGUUUAAAAAAUAUGAAUUUAUUAAAGCUUUAAAACAACGAUGUACCUUAGCAGUUGAACAAAUUCGUAGUGGAACAUUACAGCCUACAAAUGUAUUAACACAAU